AUGCCGGACUAUAGCAAGCAGACAGUCGCGCAGUUGCGCCAGCUAUUGAAAGACCGAAGCAUACCUAGUACGGGCCUGACACGGAAGGCGCAGAUUAUCGAAAAGCUUGAGGAGGCAGACAGCGCUGCAACAACCACUCACGCGACCGAAAGUAACGUUGAUGGUGCAGCGGCGCCCUCUAAUGGAGUGGACGAAUCACUACAUCAAGCCAACCAAGACCAUGUUGAUGCCGAAGUCCAAGUCUCUAGAACACCUGUCGAAGAAGCUGGAGGGCCAGACGCAAAACUCGCACGCGACACGGAGCCAGAAGUCCAACCCGUACCUGUAGCGACAAUCGAUAGUCUGCCUGAAACGAUAUCGCAUAUAGACAACGUCAUUCACCCUGAACAACGGACCAAAGCCAUUAAAGAGUCCGCCGGAGAUACUGCAAACGCAAAGGAGCCCGCCCCAUUACAACCCAUAGAGAUAUUCGACGCGCCGCCGGCGGACCUGAACGGUACAGUCGGUCCGGCUGUGACUGAACUCACGGACGCCCCAGCCGGAGUUCCGGAGGAAGAGGAGCUCGCCACAGACCCACUACCAGACGCGCCUGGGCCGGCCGCAGAAGAUUUGUGUCUAGCAUCACAAAAGCACGAGCUUCCUCAAGGCUUGCAAGACAAUGGCAUGGACGACAAAACAGCUUCACCCGCACCGAAUGAGAAGCAGUCAGUGGAGAAGCCAGAGUUGCUUCCCAUACCGGAGCAGUCAACAGCUGAAACAUCACGACUAAACUCCGAAGAGUUGGAAGCGGAUUCGAAGAAACGGAAGAGGAGGAGUGACACGCCCGAAAUGGGAGCCGAUGAUAUCAAGGCCAAAAAGCACAGACCGAGUCAGGAACUGGCGCCCGAGAUAUAUUUGAAGGAAGACAAAGAUAUAGACAUAGAUCAAAGAAGGACCAACGAGGUGGACAUGGCCGCAGCAGUUGACAAUAACAUCCUCACACACGACAAUCACGCCAAUCCGGGCAAAGCAGCCUCGCCAGCUGGAGGAGUGGAACUCAGGCGCGAAAAGAAAGAAAAUUCGGCUCGAUACAAAGAUCUAGUGAACACAGGGGCAGAUGAUACGCCGCUAGAAGCGUUAACGGACGAUAGGCCAACCAUACCCGCAAUACACCCCGUGACACCUGCUCUGUACAUCCGCAACUUCAUGCGUCCACUACGCCCAGAACCGCUACGAGCACAUCUGAUCUCCCUCGCUUCUCCACCCUCGAGCUCACCAGACCCUACCAUUAUCAAAUCGCUCUUCUUAGACGCAAUGAAAACACACGCUCUCGUCUUGUUCAGCAGCACAAUUGCCGCAUCUCGAGUACGGGCAUCAUUACAUGGCUCGAUAUGGCCACCAGAAGGAAACAGGAAAGAACUCUGGGUAGACUUCGUUCCCGAAGAACACGUAGAAGCAUGGAUCAAGCAGGAAGAGGACGCAAUAGAGGCCGAAAAGGAAGCUCGUACGAAUGGCCGUUCCUCGAAUCCGAAGCGUUUUGAAGUCGUGUACCCAGAGUCUAGCGAUGGCUCCAUCACAGCUGUGUUCCAGGAGGUAGGUUCGAGCGCGCCGUUCAAUGCUCCAAAGGGACCACGCGCGAGCCUCGAUGUUCGGCGGCCUUCUAUACAACAAUACUCGCCACCUUCUUUACCACCGGGGACAACUAAAGAUGUCAAGCAUGACACUGAAGCCCCAUUCAAGACGCUACAUGAUCUUUUCUGCGCAACUGUGGCUAAACCGCAAAUAUUCUAUCUUCCGGUUUCUGAUGAGACAUCUGAGCUGAGGCUAAAAGAGCUGGACGCGGAAACGAGUAGAGAUUGGGCCCCGGGUGAGGUCAGGAAAGGACGGGGCAUCAAGAAUAAGAUCAAGUACAAAUACAGCUUCGAUGAAGACGAUAGGAUCGUCGAAGUUGGAGAGGAUCGGGGGCCGUGGAGCGAGGGCUACCGAGGGGGUCGACGAGGCUUUAGGGGAAGGGGGAGAGGUGGUGGAUUCAGAGCAAGGGGAGAUAAUUGGAGAGGGUGAAAGAAUCCAGCGUAUCAUAGUUGUACUCUG
Messenger RNA from Pyrenophora tritici-repentis Pt-1C-BFP, 2070 nucleotides. RefSeq names its product SAP domain containing protein. Lineage: Eukaryota; Fungi; Ascomycota; Dothideomycetes; Pleosporales; Pleosporaceae. The record is from RefSeq and is a predicted model, not a curated record.